Molecule: messenger RNA, 2483 nt
Organism: Spizellomyces punctatus DAOM BR117
Lineage: Eukaryota; Fungi; Chytridiomycota; Chytridiomycetes; Spizellomycetales; Spizellomycetaceae
Product: pentatricopeptide repeat domain-containing protein
Exons: 1
Coding region: 76-2460 (794 amino acids)
Molecular function (GO): protein binding
Source: RefSeq, a predicted model, not a curated record
CAUCGAACUUUGCAAACCACAACCGCUUGCAUCGUAUUGCAGAGAUGCUGACUAUGCACCAGAAACCAACAUAACAUGAGGCCCUUUCUACCCAAUGCUUUUAAAAGAGCAACAUCAUCAAGACAUCGUAUACCCCCAUCUCCCAGUCACCCGGCAUUUGUCGAGCGCUGGCUUCCAACCUCAGUAUGUGCCGGUUGCUUUUUCUCGUGGGUUUCCGGACGCGAGCCACCUCCUCGAAAGAGACUACCUCGGCGUUCACCAGAGCGGAGCAUUGUCCCGACAUUUUCUUCUCAUUCCAUUCUUGUCUCGAAACAAUCUUAUUCGACAAGGACGUCAACUGAGCUGCUCGCAGCUCUAGACGCGGCUCUUGAAGCUGCACCAGAGGACAUUGGUAAAAUCUGGGAAGCAUUUGCAAAUGUAUGUGCUGAUACGAACAGCCGAUUGUUAUUGUCCCGGGAAAAGGCCCUCAAAGUCGUGGGAGCGGUGCUUCACCAUGCUGACGAUCUACCGGAAAUUGAGACGAAACUAGAGUAUCUAGAAAAACAGGUCAAACAGGGUCGCUGGACGGACUUGAAGACGUAUGUGGCUAAUGCCUAUAUUGUCCGUAAUCGCGAGUCGUUUACCAUUGGACGAGCAUUGGUGCAUCUCGAGAAGAUGAAGAAUAAUGCGGAGAUACCCGAUGAAGAUACAUACCGGCUGUUGAUGGACGCACUAGGAUCCAUGGGUGACGGAGAUGGCGCGCGACAGAUCCUUCCAUUGAUGAUCGAAGCAGGAUAUACUCCCGACGCAAAUGUUUAUCAGUCCAUUAUACUGGGGUACGCUCGAGGGAAUAAACCAGAUAAAGCAAUGUCUGCUUUUCGAGAGUUGCAAUCAAAAGGCUUGGCUGCCACUGUCAAGAACUAUACUACACUAAUGUCCGCAUACGCCAAGCGUCGCGACGCCGACACCACGAAGAGCAUCUUUGCCGAGAUGCUCGAAGCUGGCAUCCAACCUACUGUAGUCACUUACAACGUUUUAUUAGAACUGUGCUUUGGACAGAAGCAGCUGGACGCUGCUCAUGAACUGUUUGUAGCGAUCGACAAAGCGGGGCUGAAACCUGAGACCGACACAUUUAACAUCAUGAUUGUCGGCUUAUCGCGCACAUCUCGACUAUACGAUGCGGCCAAUCUAUUUGAGCAUAUGAUAGAGACGGGAAUGAAGCCAGAUCGAUACACGUACGGUGCCUUGAUACAUGGCUGUGCCAGGGAGGGACUUAUGAUCAAUGCGAUGCGCUACUAUCGACAGCUCUUGAGUUCCGGGAUCACAUUGAAUCAUCACCAUUUUACCAUUCUUCAAUCAGCAUUUGCGACGGCAAGGGACAUGCAAACGUGUCAAGAAGUGUUUCGAGACAUGAUGUCCCGAAUCACGCCUACGACCAUCAAUUACAACAUUCUCAUUAGCGGGUGGGUGCGCGUUGGCAAUCUUGACAAGGCUCUGGAGGAGUUUGAAAAGAUGAAAAUCGCCGGGUGUAAGCCGUCGGGGAUAACCUGGCGACGCUUGAUCCGAGGAUACCUGAGUGCAGGACGUCUUGAAGACGCCUUGAAUGCCUAUGUGGAGCACAAAAAAGCGUUCAAAAAGCCAUCCAUGGGAACGUAUGUGCAUCUGAUUCAUGCCUUGUGCUCUACUGGGCAUAUGGAUGGAGCAGUGGUCUUGUUUCAAGACCUUGUAGAUAUGGGAGGAGAUCCCAUUUACCCACUGUAUGAGCGGAUCAUACUUGGGUAUCUUAAAGCAGGGAACCUCGUAGCUGCCGCAGAGUGGCUUGGACGCAUGAGAUACGCCGGAUUUACUCCACGACAUUACCUGUACAACGCCUUAAUAAAAAGCGCAACGUUAUCUGUGCGCCCCGAAUCGGCCUUUCAAUUCUAUAAAGACAUGGUGGCGGAUCAGAUAACUCCUGACACCUUCACCUUCAACCAUCUGCUCCUCGCCUCGUUUGGUGAUCCGAGAUCCGUGGAACGAGUAUUGCAGGACAUGCGGUUGGCCCGAAUCCCCUUUGACCAUUACACGUAUGCAACACUGCUCUUCAUUCAGUCGAAGGAGAAUAGAAACUUUGAAAUGGCUUGGGGAUUGUGGGAGGAGUAUGUUUCCGCCGUAUCCAAGUCCGAUACCUCUACUGCCUCAACGACCGCAAAAGAUGGGAAACGACCCGUCACUAUUCAUCCGGCGGUUGCUCGUGCCGCACUACGAUCCUGUGCGGCUCAUCGUCGUCCUCGGAAAGCUAGACUGGUGUGGGACGUGAUACAACGAUACAAUGUUGAUGUCAGGGAGGAUGUAGCUACCGAGUUUAUCAGACUUGCUGAAGGUUGGACGCGCAAAAACACAGUAAAAGGCGAGAAGCUUGUAAAUCUAUUAGGUUCGCAUGAACUGAGUGCGUCCGAUCCGCCGGGAAAGCAGGAACAAAAGGAGACUGUCACGCACUAAUAUCGCACAAGGCAUCUAUUUAC